CUGAUUCAAAUCAGAACGCCCGUCACCUGCCAGCAUCUCAAAGCCAGAGCCUCUUCCCCCGGCUCUGCCUCGUCCCCUGCUCCGCGUGCUGCUCCCUCCCUCGCUGCAUUUUUCCCAUGCUGAGGCGCCCGUGGACCCUCUGGCUCCGCUGCCUGCGCCACUGACUCGCAGCACUUGGUCAACUCUCCGUGGUGGAGUGGGACGGAGGCAGAAGGAGCAGGGGGAGCGGUUGAUGGGACGCGGUCUGAAAGCAGCCGGCUCCUCAGCGUCGGGUCCCUCAGCUGGAGAAGAUCCCGCAGGCCAUGGCGAGGCGGCACCUCUGCCUGGCGGCGCCCCUGGCGCUGCUGGGGCUCCUGGCGGCGCUGGCAGACCUCGGCGGCGGCUCGGCGGGCGAGGACGACGACCACUUGGUGCAGGAUCUGCAGAGGAGGGGGCGCUACAGCCUGGUGCAGACGCUGGAGGAGCGCGUGGCCUCGACGCCUGACGGAGGCGCUCAGCGCGGCAGGAAGGCGCCCAGGGGGAAAGCGGAGAGCAGCCGACAGAUGGGGAAAACAACAGCUGACGCAAAAUCAGUGAAAACACCCGUCAAAAAGGCAGAGAAGAACAAGAAGACCCCGAACAGCGUCUCAGAAGGAGACGGCCCCUACAAGUCAGCACACGAGGACUGCCCUCCCAUGGGACUGGAGACGCUGAAGAUCGAUGACUUCCAGCUCCACGCCUCCACCACCAAGCGCUACGGCCUCGGCGCGCACAGAGGUCGCCUCAACAUCCAGGCCGGCCUUUAUGAGGACGACCUCUACGACGGGGCCUGGUGCGCCGGCAGGGACGACCCGCUGCAGUGGUUCGAGGUGGACGCCAGGAGGCUGACGAAGUUCACGGGGGUCAUCACACAAGGCAGGAGCUCCCUCUGGUCGAGCGACUGGGUGACCUCGUACAGGGUGAUGGUGAGCAACGACAGCCACACCUGGGUGACGCUGAAGAACGGCUCAGAAGACCUGGUCUUCAGCGCCAACCGAGAGAAGGAGAUCCCGGUCCGGAACCUCUUCCCCGCUCCGGUGGUUGCCAGAUACAUUCGGGUGAACCCUCGCUCCUGGUUCAGCGGCGGCAGCGUGUGCAUGAGGGUGGAGAUCCUUGGCUGUCCAAUGCCAGAUCCAAAUAACUACUAUCACAGACGCAAUGAAGUCAUCACGACGGACGACCUGGACUUCCGGCACCACAGCUAUAAGGAGAUGAGACAGCUGAUGAAGGUGGUGAAUGAAAUGUGCCCCAACGUCACCCGCAUCUAUAACAUAGGGAAGAGCCACGGCGGCCUCAAGCUUUACGCCAUCGAGAUCUCCGACAACCCGGGGGAGCACGAGCUCGGAGAGCCUGAGUUCCGCUACACGGCCGGCUCCCACGGCAACGAGGUGCUGGGACGGGAGCUGCUCCUGCUGCUCAUGCAGUUCCUGUGCUUGGAGUAUUUGUCCGGCAACCAGCGCGUUCGUCACCUGGUGGAGGAGACCAGGAUCCACCUCCUGCCGUCCGUCAACCCCGACGGCUACGAGAAGGCCUUCGAAGCGGGCUCAGAGCUCAGCGUCUGGUCGCUCGGCCGCUGGAACAACGCCGGGAUAGACAUCCACCACAACUUCCCCGACCUCGACUCCAUCCUGUGGGAGGCCGAGGGCAGGAGGUGGGGCCCUCGCAGGACGCUCAACCACCACGUGCCCAUUCCGGACUGGUACCAGUUCAAGAACGCUUCGGUUGCCGUGGAGACGCGGGCUCUCAUCGCGUGGAUGGAGAAGGUCCCCUUCGUGCUGGGGGGGAACCUCCAGGGCGGCGAGCUGGUGGUGACCUUCCCGUACGACAAGACGCGCUCGGCGGGCGUGAGCCGCCAGCAGAGCCCCACCCCCGACGACCACGUCUUCCGCUGGCUGGCCUUCGCCUACGCCUCCACCCACCGGCUGAUGACGGACGCCGGCCGGCGCGCCUGCCACACGGACGACUUCGCCAAGGAGGACGGCACGGUCAACGGCGCGUGGUGGCACACGGCGGCAGGCAGCAUGAAUGAUUUCAGCUAUUUGCACACCAACGGCUUUGAACUGUCCAUGUAUGUGGGCUGUGACAAAUUCCCUCAUGAGAGCGAGCUGCCGGAGGAGUGGGAGAACAAUCGCGAGUCCCUGCUCGUCUUCAUGGAGCAGGUGCAUCGUGGGAUCAAAGGCGUGGUCAGAGACCUCCAGGGCCGUGGCAUCGCCAACGCCAUCGUCUCCGUGGAGGGAAUCGCUCACGACGUCCGCACGGCUGCGGACGGCGACUACUGGCGCCUGCUGAACCCAGGCGAGUACAGGGUGACGGCGCGGGCCGACGGCUACGGCCUCGGCAGCAGGAAGUGCGAGGUGGGCUACGAGAUGGGCGCCUCCCGCUGCGACUUCACCAUCGGCCGCACCAACCUGUCGCGCAUCAGGGAGAUCAUGGAGAAGUUCAACAAGCAGCCCAUCAAGGUGCCCGUCCGGCAGCUGCAGGCCCGGCGCUCCACAGCCCGACGCCCAGCGGCAUAAUGGGAGUGUGUGAGAGCCAGAGGAGGGACUGGGAGAGGGACUGGGAGAGCGACUGGGAGAGGGACUGGGAGAGGGACUGGGACAGCGACUGGGAGAGGGACUGGGAGAAAGACUGGGAGAGGGACUGGGAGAAAGACUGGGAGAGCAACUAGGAGAAAGACUGGGAGAGGGACUGGGACAGCGACUGGGAAAGGGACUGGGACAGUGACUGGGAGAGGGACUGGGAGAGGGACUGGGACAGCGACUGGGAGAGGGACUGGGAGAAAGACUGGGAGAGCAACUAGGAGAAAGACUGGGAGAGCAACUAGGAGAAAGACUGGGAGAGGGACUGGGACAGCGACUAGGAGAGGGACUGGGACAGCGACUGGGAGAGGGACUGGGUCAGCGACUGGGAGAGGGACUGGGAGAGGGACUGGGACAGCGACUGGGAGAGGGACUGGGAGAGGGACUGGGAGAGGGACUGGGACAGCGACUGGGAGAGGGACUGGGAGAAAGACUGGGAGAGCAACUAGGAGAAAGACUGGAGAGCAACUAGGAGAAAGACUGGGAGAGGCACUGGGAGAGCGACUGGGCGAAAGACUGGGAGAGGGACUGGGAACGUCCAGCGAGUUCGGGCCACGGCUGGAGUCCUCCAAAGUACUGGCAGCGGGAAUAAUGUGUGACAAUGUGGAUCAAUUUGUGUGUUUUUAUUCGGUCCCCAGACAUAAGAUGAUGUUUAUGACCCCUCUUCUUCAAAAGCAGAAUCAAAUCACUCCAGAGCCACGUUUUGCUCUUUGAUCUGAGAGAAAACUGAUGAAAACAGAUUGAGACGAUGAAUCUGUGCCUCCUGUCAGACACUCGCUCAUGACUGUCAUGUAUAUACUCAUUAACUUAUGUAACACACUUAUGUAAACCACUACAACAGCUUGUACCAUGUCAGUACUAAAAGGACCCAGUAACGUGUCACUGACUAGUUCCUUAUUAACUUUAGUGAGUCAUUAACUAAAGGAACUGAACUUUCUGCUCAGCGUUGGUUCUUUGAGCCAAACUCUGAACAUUCAUGUAUGACGUUUGUCAAUGAGAGUGAGAUGCACAUCAUGUACAGCUUCUUGUCUUGCUUUGCAGCCAUAAAGGGACUUUUGUGCUAAUUACUGAG
Molecule: messenger RNA, 3669 nt
Organism: Betta splendens (Siamese fighting fish)
Lineage: Eukaryota; Metazoa; Chordata; Actinopteri; Anabantiformes; Osphronemidae
Gene: cpxm2
Product: carboxypeptidase X (M14 family), member 2
Exons: 14
Coding region: 303-2534 (743 amino acids)
Biological process (GO): proteolysis
Molecular function (GO): metallocarboxypeptidase activity; zinc ion binding
Source: RefSeq, a predicted model, not a curated record